AUGGCGCCUCCCGGCGGCCUGCGCGUCGCGAAACCCUUCGCCGAGCGCGUCCAAAGCGGUAAGGGCAAGCUCAUCCGCGGCGCGCUCGCGCUGCUGCUCAAUUGGCUCGUGAUAGCUUGGUGGAUGCACUACCGGCACCACUCCAUGGAGGCGCAGCGGCCCGUCGACGUGCACAAGGCGCCACCGGCGCGGCCGCCGCCGCCGGCGCGCAGCGACAGCGCACCGAAAGCCGCACCGAAAGCCGCACCGAAAGCCGCGCCGGAAGCGGCGCCGCGCGCGCGGCCGCGGCCGCCGCCGGCCGAGCGGCCGCGCGCGGCCGCCGCGGCGCGGUCGGACCCCUACGCGACGAACGAGACCCUGGUGCUCGGCGCGGAGCGCUGCGCCGCGUUCCGCGCGGCGAACCCGAAGCUCCAGCGGCGUUUCGCGCCCGCGGGACUCUUCAACAGCGCGACGAACGCGCUCUGGCGCACGGUGCUCAACAACUGCCGGCUCACGGCAAACGGCCGCCACGACCUCUUCAUGACGCCCUGGGGUAAGCACAACCCGGCGUCCUGGCGCGGAAAACACACGGCGAAGAUGUUCUCCAACGCCUCCGUGCUCAAGUGGGCGCCGCGCCUCGCCAGCGUCCUGCCGCUCGUCAUCGUCAAGGACCCGCUCACGUGGAUGCCGUCGACGUGCCGCCACCCCUACGCCGUGCGCCUGCAUAUGGCCCAAAAACAAUCAAAAACCUGCCCGUCGCCGCACCUCGCCAAACCCGUCUCCGUCGCGUUCCAGGCGGACCGCGUGCUGCGCUACGACAGCCUACCGGCGCUCUGGCGCGACUGGCACGCCGAGUACUACGACGCGCCCUACCCGCGCCUCAUGCUGCGCUCCGAGGACCUGCUCUUCGACCCCGCGGGCGUCGCGCGGACCGUCUGCGACUGCCUCGGCGGCGACCUCGCGGCCGAGGCCGACUUCGUCAUCGAGGGCGGCAAGAAGGGCGUGGCCUUCGGCCACGCGCAGGACACGAAGGGGCGGCGGGACGCCCUGGCGUUCUACGGCGACGCGACCCGGCGCUUCGAGAAUUACGCGCCCGACGACCUCGCGUUCGUCGCCGCGGCGCUCGGCGACUUCGCGCCGUUCCGCUACUUCCGCUACGACCGCGGCGUGUCUUAA
Aureococcus anophagefferens is the source of this 1155-nucleotide messenger RNA. RefSeq lists its product as hypothetical. Bases 1 to 1155 code for a protein of 384 amino acids. The record is from RefSeq and is a predicted model, not a curated record. The transcript has a single exon. NCBI's taxonomy places the organism in Eukaryota, Pelagophyceae, Pelagomonadales, Pelagomonadaceae.